This is a messenger RNA of Brassica oleracea var. oleracea, 3639 nucleotides long. Its product is annotated as rootletin. The transcript has 3 exons. NCBI's taxonomy places the organism in Eukaryota, Viridiplantae, Streptophyta, Magnoliopsida, Brassicales, Brassicaceae. The record is from RefSeq and is a predicted model, not a curated record. The coding region runs from base 119 to 3553 and encodes 1144 amino acids. Gene Ontology annotation, molecular function: metal ion binding; protein binding.
AAUUCUGGAAAAUAAGAUUAGAGAGGAGAAAAAAAAAGGGGUUGUCUUCUUCAAGUGAUCUAUCUGCUCGAACGUGUUUACUUUCAAAGCAUCGAUCUUUUCUAGUUUUCGCAAGAAAAUGUUGGAAAAGAUCGGAUUGCCGGCGAAGCCUUCUCUGAGAGGAAACAGUUGGGUCGUCGAUGCUUCUCAUUGUCAAGGAUGCUCUUCUCAGUUUACUUUCAUCAAUCGCAAGCAUCAUUGCCGGAGAUGUGGGGGCUUGUUCUGUGGUAGCUGCACCCAGCAGCGAAUGUCCCUACGUGGACAAGGUGACUCACCUGUGCGUAUAUGUGAUCCUUGUAAGCAACUUGAAGAAGCUGCUCGCUUUGAGCUGCGUCAUGGCUACAAAAACAGAUCUGCAAAAGCAGGUGGCUCUAAAAGGACCGUAAAGAAUGAGGAUGAUGUUCUCAGUGAGAUUCUUGGAUCUGAUGUUGAUGUAUCUUCUUCAUCCGAGUCAGACAGGGUUACAUCUAAAGAAAUGGGAAGCAGCAGCAGUGUGGAGUUGGAUGCUACUCCUGAAGAGUUGCGUAGACAAGCAGUAGAAGAGAAGAAUAAGUACAGAGUCCUCAAACAACAAGGGAAGUCUGAAGAAGCUCUGAAGGCCUUUAAGAGAGGGAAGGAGCUUGAGAGGCAGGCGGACGCGCUAGAGAUAUCCUUGAGGAAGGACCGGAAAAGAGCACUGUCCAUGCGAGAUGUCUCCGCUGCGACGCAGAAGAACAAGGCUGCUACUAAAGAAUCUAGCAAAUCACAAAAGCCUCCACGGAAAGAUGAUUUGGCAGCUGAGCUGAGGGAUCUUGGUUGGUCUGAUGAUGAAGAUAAGAAACCAGCUACUGUGAGUUUGGAGGGCGAGUUUUCGUCUCUUCUCCGUGAGAUCCCUGGAAGGGCGACUAACCCACAACAGAAGAGUGGAGGGGGAAUCGACAAGAGUCAGGUGAUUGCCAUUAAGAAAAAGGCACUUGCGCUUAAACGUGAAGGGAAGCUUGCAGAAGCUAAAGAGGAGCUGAAAAGAGCUAAAGUUUUGGAAAGGGAGAUUGAAGAGCAGGAACUUCUGGGUGGGGCUGAUGAAUCUGAUGAUGAGCUAUCCGCGCUUAUCAACAGUAUGGAUGAUGACAAAGAAGAUGAUCUGUUAGCUCAAUAUGAGGGAAGCCAUGAUUUUGACAUUGGUAACCUUGUGGGAACUGUAGAUGAUAUUGGAGUUGAUGGUGAAUUUGAUGUCACAGAUGAAGAUAUGGAGGAUCCAGCUAUUGCUGCUGCCUUGAAAUCUUUGGGCUGGACCGAGGAUCCUGGUCACCGUGAGAAUCUCCACACUCAGUCUCCUCCUAACAACAGAGAAGAACGUUUAGCUGAGAUUCAGGCAUUGAAAAGAGAAGCUCUCACUCUAAAGCGAGCUGGAAAUGCUGCAGAGGCCUUGGCUACACUGAAGAAGGCAAAAUUACUUGAGAGGGAACUAGAGUCUGCUGCUGAUAAUACAUCCUCACAAGGUGCUGAUACGAGCCUGAAACAUCCUCCCAGAAGCAGGCUAGCGAUACAGAGGGAGCUUCUUGCAGUGAAAAAGAAAGCGCUUACUUUGAAAAGGGAAGGGAAGUUUAACGAAGCUGAAGAGGAAUUGAAGAAAGGAGCGGUUCUCCAAGAGCAGCUUGAAGAGCUGGACAAUUCGUCAAAGUUAGCUGCAGCAGGAAAGGCUAUUCGUGAAAAAGAUAUGCCUGAUAUCUCUGUUGAUUCUCUGGAUGAUGAUGGAGAGGUAGAUGUAAAAGAUGAGGAGUUAAAUGAUCCGAGUUACCUCUCGAUGCUUAAGAGCUUAGGCUGGAAUGAUGAAGAUAAUAAUCAUGCGGGUGAUUCAUCUGGAAGAGUCGAACCAGUUAGUACGAAACCAAGAAGAAGCAAAGCUGAAAUACAACGAGAACUCUUAGCGCUGAAAAGAAAAGCUCUAACUUUGAGGCGUCAAGGUAGUGUUGAUGAAGCAGAGGAAGUUCAAAAACAGACUAAAAUAUUGGAAGCCCAGUUGGUAGAGAUUGAUUCAGGCAAGAAAACAUCUACUGAUAGUGGGAUGAAUGUAGGAGAUGAUAGUGUUACAGAAAAUGAUAUGAAGGAUCCAGCACUAUUGUCGACUCUUAAGAAUUUGGGAUGGGAGGAUGAAGAACCAAAGAAACAAGAAGCUGCAUUUAGCUCUAUGCAGUCUACUGGUCAACGGAUAGCAGCCAAAACAAAGGGGCAAAUCCAAAGAGAACUUCUGGACUUGAAAAGGAAAGCACUUGCCUUCAAGCGUCAAGGGAAAAACGGAGAGGCUGAUGAAUUGUACAGUAAUGCCAAAGUUUUGGAAGCACAGCUAGCUGAACUGGAGACCCCCAAGGAUGAGCCAGUGGGUGAAGCUUUGAGCGGUCAGCAGUUUGAGAAGAAAGUCGCAGCUUCUACCAUCAAUCCUACAAACUAUAUGGAUGUUGAUUUAUUAGUUGGAUCUCAAAUGGACGACAAGUCAGUCAAAUCUGCAAGUGCUGCUCAAGGUAACUAUGACUUGUUAGGAGACUUAAUCUCCCCUGCUAAGUCCGGUUCCUUUAGCGCACAUGGUGGGAUGAGUGAAAGUAGAGUUGUUUCACAAUCAGGCCAGCAGCAGCCAAGUAUGAUUGAUUUGCUGACUGGUGAGCAGUGUGAGAGGUCCCCAAGUCCUGCAGAGAAAGGAAAAGCUGAGUCCAGGUCAGAGUUUGGUACUCAGCAAACACUGGCAAGUGAAGAAGACUCAGCACCUGGUAGUAUUGAAUCAGCUUCUGUUCAAAAUACAUCUCCUCAGAAUACCCUUAAGCAAGAUAUACUGGCUCACAAGAGAAAGGCACUUGCUUUGAAGAAAGAAGGAAAGAUAAGUGAAGCUAAAGAGGCAUUGCAACAAGCGAAAUUGUUGGAGAGGAGACUACAAGAAGGAGAAAACCCUUCCCCUGAAAAACUCGGACGAGAUGGUUUGGUUUCUGCAAAGCAGCCUCCUGUUGUACGAGAGAAAGAGAAUAGCCCUUCAAGUUCAGCUGCUCCGAAGCCAAUGUCUAGUCGUGACCGUUUUAAGCUGCAGCAAGAGUCGCUAAGCCACAAACGUCAAGCCAUGAAGCUUCGUAGGGAAGGUAAGAUGGAAGAAGCUGAAGCUGAGUUCGAAAUUGCCAAAACUCUUGAAGCUCAGCUAGAGGAUUCAACAUCCUCAAAAUCAGAACCGGUAGAUGAUAAUGUAGCAGUGGAAGAUUUUCUGGAUCCUCAACUCUUGUCUGCCCUCAAGGCUAUCGGACUAGACAGUCCUGCGAAUGCGUCGGCGAGUAAGCCAGACACGACACAAGCUACUCCAAAACCAGUGCGUGAAGCUGUGAAACCGAAUCCAGCCAAGGAGAGUGAUAAUAGCCAGGAGAGAAGUCAACUGGAAGAACGCAUCAAAGCAGAGAAGAUAAAAGCUGUGACCCUGAAACGUUCAGGGAAGCAAGCUGAAGCAUUAGAUGCUCUUCGAAGAGCAAAACUCUCUGAAAAGAAACUAAAUGCUCUUGCAUGAAUUUGAUCGAUUCUCCAUUUUUGUAACAUACCCUUAUAUAAUGUUGUUUGAGUGUUUAUCAGAGUCGAAAGACAUUUCAGUAACCA